CAUACAAGCUGUUUUGGUGACUAUUGAUAGACUCUGAGAUGGGUUCUGGGAAUUUGAUUAAGGCAAUAAUUAGAUUGAAGAAGAGUAAACAAGGAACCAUCAAGAGUGACAAGAAAAAAACUAGUGCUGUGAAACCAAAAGGUUCCAAGAAGAAGGGUACUCAUUCUUCAUCACUAGUUACUCAUAGUGAGGAUUGGGCUGCUACUCGGAUUCAAACUGCUUUUAAAGCUUAUAAGGCUAGAAAAAGCUUACGGCGUCUAAAAGGAAUUGCAAGAGCAAAGUUGUCAACUGAGAAACAUUCCGUGAAGAACCAAGCGGUGGUAACAUUGAGGUAUCUUCACUCAUGGAGUAAAAUACAGUCGGAGAUAAAGGCUCGCCGAGUUUGCAUGGUAACCGAAUGGCGACUGAAGAAUAAAAGAUUAGAGCAUCAGCAAAAGCUUGAAGCAAAGCUUCAUGAUGUUGAGGUUGAGUGGAAUGGUGGGUCAGAGACAAAAGAUGAAAUCUUGGAGAGGAUACUUCAAAGGGAAGAAGCGACGAUUAAGCGAGAAAGAGCCUUGGCAUAUGCUUUCUCUCAUCAGUGGAAAGCCGAUGGCAAGACUCAGUGGCUGGGAAGUUAUGAGUUGGGAAACACUAACUGGGGUUGGAGCUGGAAAGAGCGUUGGAUUUCUGCUAGGCCUUGGGAAGUAAGAUAUUCAGUGACUCCUAAGAAACCAAAGAGCUCAAAGACAGUUUAUUGCAACUCAAAUUCACCGGCAAAGAGAACAGUGUCAUUAUCAUCAGUUCCAGCCAAAGCUCCAUUUCCUGGAGCUAGAAACACAGUGAAACCGCGGAGAUUGUCAUUUCCGGGCGCUUGAAGUGAAGUUAACUUUUAUCUGCGUCUAAAGAGUAUACAAGUACACUUGAAGAUUUGAGGGUAUAUUUAUUUGGUCUAUGUUCUGUCUUUGGUGUGAUGUAAAUACAUGUAUUUGUUAUGUAGGCAACGACCUUGGUGAUUUUUCUGUUUGUUUAAUACAUGCUACUGUUUGUC
Messenger RNA from Arabidopsis arenosa, 1027 nucleotides. Lineage: Eukaryota; Viridiplantae; Streptophyta; Magnoliopsida; Brassicales; Brassicaceae. The record is from the annotation of a GenBank genome assembly.